Messenger RNA from Oikopleura dioica, 597 nucleotides. The record is from the annotation of a GenBank genome assembly. NCBI's taxonomy places the organism in Eukaryota, Metazoa, Chordata, Appendicularia, Copelata, Oikopleuridae.
AUGAGGCUUUUGGCGGGAUUUCUUGCUCUUAUUUCGGGGUUUUCUACUCGCGAAAAUUUGAUUGAGGGGGCGAAUGACUUUGGAUUGGUAGAGGAUACGUGCGACGAAUAUUUUCACAAUCAGUAUCUAUGGCCCUUGACAGACAAAUAUCCUGGUGCGAUCCGACUGUGCCAGAAUAUCGCCGGCAAGCCACACAAGUUCGCGACUCUUUACGACAUUCCAACUGGCAUUCCCGUCUAUUCUGCCUACAUCGGCAACCGUUCGCCGGACAAAAAGCAUCACGAUCGUCCGGAUUCGCGAAAAAGAUGGCCUCGUCUUUCGAAAUCGCUCUGUUUCGAUGGCGACUUUGAUUCGAAGAAAUCAUAUGCAUCCAGAAUCGAUCACGUGUACCACGGCGACUGGGAAUUUUGUGGAAAGCAUCAGACUGUGAAUGAUGAUUAUCUUGGUGAACACGACCUGAUCCACAUCGACCGAGGUCACGUGGACCCGAACGAAAUCAACAACGAAGACCCUGACGCCCAAGACACGACUUUCACUCUGACAAAUGUUGCCCCACAAGCUUCUAUCUUCAAUGGCACGGUUCUCAAUUUAAAUUAG